AUGGGGAAUAAGAGCUCAAAUGCAACCCGCUCUCAAAGUCAGGGGCCCAAUCAGCCGCAGAUCCUGGUCCAACAGCACCAGCAGAGGAUGAAUCGACGGGCUUCCGAAUUCAAAUCACGCUCCAAUGAUGUGCCAGGUAUACUGUACUUUUGUUACAAAAAUCAAUCAUUGCAUUUUAUAACUUGCUUCGUGUGACCUUCUGAAAAGCCACGGCGUUUACUAAAAACAACUUACUCGUUUGUAUACUGACUUAUAACACGCAACCUUGCGUAAUGUUCCAACAUAAUCUAACUAUGAUAUUUAUAAUGUUAUUACAGUUCUAGACCGCCCGUCCUUGACGGUUCCAGACGCAUCAAGAGUAAACAGUAAGUAAUGAAAACUAUUUUUUUUUAAUUUCGAGGGCGAAGAUGGUCGAGUACAGCAUUGGUAGUGCAAAGGAACAGUACGAGUAAACCGAAAAGAUUAGCCCCCAGGCAACGGAACUUAAUCAUCAAAUCGUGGAGUAAGAUCAACAAGGUCAAAGCAGGAAAGGAUAUAUUUUGUGGUAAGAAACCCAGCCAUACAUGCCGUUAAUAGACAAUUGUCUAGCAAGAAUUUUAUUAUUUUAGCAAUAUUUGCGGAAGUCGAAGAUCUAAAACCAAUAUUUGGGAUCAGUUCGAACACCAAAGGGAAAAAACUGAGGGCUGAUCCUAAAUUUAUAUCCCACUCGGACGUUUUCAUCGACACUUUCGACUUUGUCAUAAGAAAUCUGGAUGACAUUAGUAUGGUCACGGAAAAUGCGGAACAAUUGGGGAAGUAAAGGGAAUAAUUGUUUUCAAAAAUUUAAUUAUUUGUUUAGAAAACAUGCCAACUUAAAGAUAAAGGACUUCCGAACAGAGUACUGGCACAUCUUCACCGAGUGUAUAGUGGAGAAUAUCACCCAAGAAAUGGAUAAGGAGACUCAGAUUGCAUGGAGACAGUUGGUUCUCACUCUCAUAUUCUACAUGAAGUAAGUUUCAUUAACUUCCAUUACAAGCGACAUCAACUUUAGGCUCGGAUUCGAAAGAGAGACCCUCAGAAUGAGCAGAGACAACACCAGAAAAUGCAGUAUAACCACAACCGAUCUCAAAGAUUUCCCCGUCAUGCUGUUGCCGUGA
Messenger RNA from Bursaphelenchus xylophilus (pine wood nematode), 1136 nucleotides. The record is from the annotation of a GenBank genome assembly. Lineage: Eukaryota; Metazoa; Nematoda; Chromadorea; Rhabditida; Aphelenchoididae.